Camellia sinensis is the source of this 717-nucleotide messenger RNA. The record is from RefSeq and is a predicted model, not a curated record. NCBI's taxonomy places the organism in Eukaryota, Viridiplantae, Streptophyta, Magnoliopsida, Ericales, Theaceae.
AUGAAACCUCCAAAGAAAUUCACCCCACCAAAGUUCACUUCAUACGACGGGAAGUCGGACCCGCUGACACAUAUUAGCCAUUAUAGACAGAUGAUGUCCCUAUGGAACCAAGAUGAGGCACUGAUGUGUAAAGUCUUCCCAUCCAGCUUGGGAGAAACCGGACUUCGAUGGUUUGAUCGUCUCCCCACUGGAUCGAUCCAUGGCUGGAAGCUGCUCUCUGAAGAGUUCCUAGCCAGGAGGUACUGGGAAGAGUACAAUGACCUGGAGGAAAAUGUGUGUAGCGAGCAGAUGGCCGUUAUGUCCUUCAAACAUAGUCUGCGCCCAGAAAGUAAGCUGAGACAAUCACUUACCAAGCGCCCGGCCACAGCUUUAAAAGAUUUGCGUGCCAGGAUUGAGCAGUACGCUCGCCUCGAAGACGAUCAGAUCCCCAUCGAGGUAGCGUCAGCAGAACAAAUAGCUUGGCACAAGAAGAGAGCAGAUCAAGGAGAAGACCGAGGGAUUGUAGUGAAUGAAGUGGAUAAGUCCAAAUCCCACGAAGCUAUUGUGACUGUAUUCAAAGAGCCAAUCUAUCGAAUCCUGGAAAAGAUCAAGAGAGACCCCUUCUUCGUUUGGCCGCCGAAGAUGUUGGGAGAUCCGACUUGGCGCAAUCAGAAGCUCAGAUGCACCUACCACCAAGACAGGGGGCACAUGACUCAGAACUGCAGGGAACUGAAGUAA